Pan troglodytes (chimpanzee) is the source of this 6665-nucleotide messenger RNA. RefSeq names its product lysophosphatidylglycerol acyltransferase 1 (gene LPGAT1). Gene Ontology annotation, cellular component: endomembrane system; endoplasmic reticulum. The transcript is spliced from 8 exons. Gene Ontology annotation, biological process: phosphatidylinositol acyl-chain remodeling. NCBI's taxonomy places the organism in Eukaryota, Metazoa, Chordata, Mammalia, Primates, Hominidae. The record is from RefSeq and is a predicted model, not a curated record. Bases 628 to 1740 code for a protein of 370 amino acids. Gene Ontology annotation, molecular function: acyltransferase activity.
CCUCUGGUCGGAAAUCUCAUUCUCUUCAUCCCCAGUUCAUUGGCUUUUACCUCUUUCUGGCUUUUGCUCCCUUCCCCCUACUCCUGUUCUUCCUCUUUUUCGCAUUAUAACCCCCUACUUUCUUCCUCUCACCUUGUAAGCUUUUUUUCUAGGCCCCCCAUUUUUUUUCUUAAAAAAAAAGGGAAACAAAAACCCUAUUGCUACAAAUGAGAAUUUUGAGGGUAACUCUUCGCUAGAGCCAGAGACCUUUUAAAGGAAUGCAUCGGUGUGCAGGAAUCGUGGUGGUGAGGAGACUGAGGUCCUCAGUAUCUGGGAAAUCUUAUUGAGGGGACCCUGUUUCGGUCAUGUCACUUGUGUCUUCAGUUUGGAGAUCCUGAGGUUGUCUGAAGCGAGUGGAUCUAUUUUUCUAAGUCCAAUAGACGACCGCAGUGAGACACGGUGCGGGGACGGCCACCGAUUACUGAAUGGGAAUUGUGUUAUCAUUUGCUAAAUAUAUUGUGACAUACUUCGUGCCUCGGUGAACAGCUCCCUUGACCUUGUGCGGCUCCUCCUCCCUCGCUCUCUGUCCCCCUCUGGAAUUUCCCCUGAGAGAUCACCGAGAAAGACAGGACGGAGUCCAGUGUGAGAAUGGCUAUAACUUUGGAAGAAGCUCCGUGGCUGGGCUGGCUCUUGGUGAAAGCACUGAUGAGGUUUGCCUUCAUGGUCGUCAACAACCUGGUUGCUAUUCCAUCCUACAUCUGCUAUGUAAUUAUACUUCAGCCCCUUCGAGUGCUGGACAGUAAGCGGUUCUGGUAUAUCGAAGGAAUCAUGUAUAAAUGGCUUUUAGGAAUGGUAGCUUCCUGGGGAUGGUAUGCUGGAUAUACAGUGAUGGAAUGGGGAGAAGAUAUUAAAGCAGUUUCAAAAGAUGAAGCAGUGAUGUUGGUGAAUCAUCAGGCAACAGGAGAUGUGUGCACACUGAUGAUGUGCCUCCAGGACAAAGGACUGGUUGUUGCUCAGAUGAUGUGGUUGAUGGAUCAUAUUUUUAAGUACACAAACUUUGGAAUUGUUUCUCUAGUUCAUGGAGACUUCUUUAUAAGACAGGGAAGAUCUUAUCGUGACCAACAGCUGCUGCUUCUCAAGAAGCACUUAGAAAAUAAUUACAGGAGCAGAGAUCGAAAAUGGAUUGUUUUGUUUCCAGAAGGGGGCUUCCUCAGGAAGAGGCGAGAAACAAGUCAGGCAUUUGCCAAGAAAAAUAACUUGCCAUUUCUUACAAAUGUUACUCUGCCAAGGUCUGGGGCAACAAAAAUUAUUUUGAAUGCACUUGUAGCACAACAGAAAAAUGGAAGUCCAGCAGGAGGAGAUGCUAAAGAAUUAGACAGCAAAUCAAAAGGCCUCCAGUGGAUAAUAGAUACAACGAUAGCUUAUCCCAAAGCUGAACCUAUAGAUAUUCAAACCUGGAUCCUUGGAUACAGGAAACCAACAGUCACACAUGUACAUUACAGGAUCUUUCCAAUUAAAGAUGUACCCCUGGAGACUGAUGACCUUACCACUUGGCUCUAUCAGCGGUUUGUUGAAAAAGAAGACCUCUUAUCACAUUUUUAUGAAACAGGAGCUUUUCCACCUUCCAAGGGCCAUAAGGAAGCUGUUUCCAGGGAGAUGACCCUCAGCAGCUUGUGGAUAUUUCUCAUACAGUCUUUUGCAUUUUUGUCAGGCUAUAUGUGGUACAACAUCAUUCAGUAUUUUUACCAUUGCCUGUUUUAGGAAUUGACGUGGACUUGUCAAGGUCACCGUAGGAGUUCAGACUUUCUUUCAUAAGUGUGCAUUAUUUUACAUGUGCAAAUCAGAAUAUAUUUAAAAAAAAGCAAAAGAAAUUCAAUGGAUGGAUUAAUAUUUAUCCCCCUUUGGGAUAUUUUAAAACUCUACUAAAAUGAGGAUUAGUAAUAUAAUGACCUGCUAAUAUAUUUUAAGAACAUGUUUUAAAAAGAUACACUCUAUCACAUAUUUAAGCAAACAUCACAUUUGGAGAAGAGGAAAUCAUAAAAUCAUCCUAGAAGACUAUCUGAGAGAAAUUCUGUUGCCACCAGUUAUACUUGACAAUUUAGUUGAAGCUCAGAAAGUUAUAUUCAUCCCUCUUAGCUGUAGUCUAUAUUAGGGCAGUUCUCUAGAACGCCCACGUUUCCACCAACUCAGUAAACUUGAGGGGAGCUGGUUGGCACCUCGUGAAGAACUCUUUCCCUGUCGUUUGCAGUAACAAACUCCAGUCUGUUGCAGUAACAAACUCCAGUCUGUUGCAGUAACAAACUCUAGAAUAUUGACAUUCUCUGUGGGGGAAAAGCAGUGUCCACUGGACCCCUUCUGGUACUGGAUGUGUUCUUUACAAAGGCUAGCUCAGUCCAACACUGUGUUUACAUACACUCGUGCUUUUCCUUAUCUGACUUCUCAUUUUGUAUAAGAGGCAUAUCAUAAAUUGAUAAUUUUGCAAAAUGCACUUUUUUGAGAUGCAGAUAUAGCAAAGGAUUAGUAAUAUAGCCUGAAAACAAAUGGGAGCAUAGCAGUGUGUGAGGUUCUCGAGAACUGUCUUGUCUCUGUGUGUUUAUUUGCCUGCCAGUGCUCUCCAGCGCCAUCCUGCCCUGGACACCACCCUGACGUGAUGCCUCUAUUGCAGCUCAGAGGCUUUAUUUUUUCCAUUUUGACAUUGGCACUAAAUGCAUUUGGGGAUGGUUAAAACAAAUUACUAUAGAACAUUUAAAUGAUCAGUUUAAGGGGAAAUAGGCUAGUUUAUAGAAAAAUAAGAGCUAGUGGCUUAUAAUGGUGACAGGUUCUCAUGUGGCACCCCUAGGACCUGUGCAGACAGUAGUCUGUUGAAUCAUUACAUCAAGGAGCUGCCCCUGUCAGGGUGAGUGUAAUUAGGAAAGAGACCAGCACAUAAGGCUCCCCCCAAUCUCUUCCAGUUGCUUUUUCUUUUUUCUUUUUUUUUUAGACAGGUCUUACUCUGUCACCCAGGCUGUAGUGCAGUGGCAUAAUCUCAGCUCACUGCAUUCUCUGCCUCCCGGGUUCGAGCGAUUCUCCUGCCUCAGCCUCCCAAGUAGCUGGGACUACAGGCACCCACCAUCAUGCUUGGCUAAUUUUUGUACUUUUAGUAGAGAUGGGGUUUCACCAUGUUGGCCAGGCUGGCCUCGAACUCCUGACCUCAGGUGAUCUGCCCACCUCGGCUUCCCAAAGUGCUGGGAUUGCAGGCGUGAGCUACCACGCCCGGCCUCCAGUUGCUUUUGAAGAGGGUAAAGUCAAGUUUCUAUUUCUAGAAAACAUUUUUUAGAAAUUUGUUGCGAUGUUUGUACAAUUUACCUCAUAAGAGAACCACAGCCUUCUCCAAAAGUGCUGGUACUGCAUCAGUGAGAUGAGUAGGGUUUUUGUUUGGGAUUGUAAGACUAUUAAGAUCCUAGUAAGUCAGGGUAGUUUACUGUGAUGUGAGCAUUGUAGAUUCCCCCGUUGUCACUAAUCACACAAAUAACAAUUUUGAGAAGUAGGCUAUAAAACAAAAAAAGGUUGCUGUUUUCUAUUUUUAAAUAAACCAAAAAAAAAACAGAAAAGAUGUGAAUUUUCCCCAGUUAUGUGGGAAAGGUAAAGCAACACCAAAUAAAAGCCCACAGCAGCUUCAUCUUUAGGAUAACUCAGUGCAUAUGUGAAAGAGAAUGAUGCAUUAACUGAAAUACCUCAUUGAAUAUUAUACUACUACUGGUAAAAUGCAGAAGACAGUGUUAAUGUGUUUGGUUUGGGGACUGGUUGUUAUAAAAUGCAGUUUUUUUUGAAAUCUAAGCAUUUCAUUAUGUGUUCUACAGUGUCGGUGAAUAAAUGAAACCAAUCUCAAUUUAGAGGUAUGGAUGAUGACAGAAAGCCCAAUAGAAGCUUAAUGAUGCUUCUGUUUGAGGCCCAGCAAGCACCACUAAAUUACUGGAUGAAAUGAAAUUGUUCACUUGAGGGAUUAGUCAACCAUCUGGGGGAGAAGUUGCUCACUGUCAAAUACAGCAUGCACGGUCCUAGCUGAUAGACCUUUUCCUCAUUGCUACAGCAAGCCACAGGGUAGAGUGACCAGUUCUCCUAUCCAAAAAUAAAUGCGAACAUGCAUACAUAAAUGUGGCUGAGGGCCACUUUUGCCAUCACUGUGCUCCAAAGGAACAUGAUAUUGUUAAAUAUACUGUACACAUUAAACUAUUCUAUAAGAUGCUUUACUUUUCAAGUACAGUGUCAUUUUCACAGUCUCCAGGGUGACAAAUGCCAAUAGAUAUGUGAGUUAAUUUUUAAAAAUAUCUCCGUGAGUUGUAAAUAGAUGUGUAUUUGAUCUGCCCUAUCCUUCUUUGAUUCUUUAACAUGUUCUCUCUCUUCUGUUUGCAAAAUAUGUUUGAAAGCAUUGGUAGUACUUUCCUUAUCAGUAACUGGAGUUCUCCUGCUUGCACUAGAGAAGGUAAAGAGAGAAUCAGUAUUCUUAUAUGGCAAUCUGGGGAAGCAGCAAUAUGCCACUGUACAAAACUGAAGAAAAGUUCCUAAUUUGUACUUUGUGAAGGGAGAUGAAAGGACGUUUAAAGUAUAUAUAUUUUGUCAAGAGGAAAGAAGAUAAAACUAUGCCAGUUUUAUAUCAAUAGCUUGUAGAAGCUCAGCUCUUCUUGGUCUUGGCUAGACUGCCUAGAUUCCCACAGCAGACAAGGUUGAGAAUCCAUUGCUGGAAUCUUGGUAUUGAUGAGUUACAGUGAUGGAACAUGUGCUUGGCCACAGGCAGGUCCAGUCACUGCAAAAGUGACCAAGCCAGCAGGUCACCCUUAACUUCAGAAACAAUUAUUGGUGGUGAACUGUACUUAAAUUGCAGAGAAACCUGUAAGUAAUGGAAGGUAAAGAAAAAUUACAGAAUGGAAAAUAAUAUUUUGGGUAAGCAAACAAAUUCACUGAGAAUUCCAAAAGUAUAUUAAAAAAGAAGAUAGCUAUGAGUUCAGAUCUAUCUUAUCGGUCUUUAAUAUUACAACCAAUCCUUAACUUUCCACUAUGAAGGAAGGAUUACUAGAUUGAUUACUUUCUGGAUAGAUAAUCUGGUAAUAAAUGAUAGGUAAAUCAAAAAUUACUUUUAUUUAGGAGUUUGAAUUCUUACUCUCAUCAGACAUUUUUUUUCUAGGGACGCUUACUAAUUAAAUGAUUUAAGUUGUUUCUUAGGGGUUUUUUGCCUAUAUAUUUAUGACUGUGUUAAUGAGUAGUGAAAUGAUGCAGAAAGACAGCUAUCAGGAAGAGGAAAUACAGAAGCCUGAAUAAUCUAUGGGUUAGAAAAGCAUCCCUGAAUAAUCAAAAAUUGGCAGUAUUGGCAUUGUUCUCAAGCCUUUUUAUGAAAAUGAAAUCUGAAAUCACCAAAUGUAAACCUGGGAACAUUAUUCUAGUGUUGCUGUCUUGGAUUCAUGUUAAGAAGCGUCUUCAUUCUUUGCUCAUGUUGCCCACUUCUUGUGGAUUUGUCUGAGUGUUUUUUGACAAUCACUUCCUUAAAGACUCUUCUGAACUAGUUGGACCUGGUUAAUCAUAGAGAGUAGCCUUUAAUCAUGGAUAGUCUUCUUGGAUUAUUUUUAUAUUUGAAAAGAAAAUGUUUUAUUUGCACUACUGAGUAGGAAGAGUUAAUUGUUUUCUUUGUUCUUUUUUUGAAGUCAUUACACAGGACUUCACUCCAGAGUUAACCAUUAUGAGUGUGUUCAGCUCUGGUCCACAGAGGAUGGAUAAAAAUGGUUUGUUAUGUUUUUUUGCUCUGCAGUGCUAUGAGCCUUAUAUCUGUUAAUAUGAAGGACAAAGUCAAAAGCAGCAGUGGGUAGCAGGAAGGGUAGAGACUAAUAUGUUUGGGACCAAAACCAUCUAAGUUAGAGAUUUCCAGAUCACAGAGGGGCUGGGUAUUCUCUGGAGCAGUCAUUGGUUGGUGCUUUAUUGUAAUCAUUUUGCACCAAUCCCCAACAAUUAGGAACUGGACCCUGGGAAUAAGCUGAGGGUGCUGAACUGUUGGGGAAGGGUGACUGUAGCCAUAUGGAAGAUAAAAUAUGGGUUUUUCUGCAAAAUUUCCAUCUGAGGGUUUUUACAUUUAAUAUUUUUUUAAAACAGUUUAAAGAGCAAACGUUUUUUAAGUGUAUUCUAGUUGCAAAGUAUGCACACAUAUCUUGAAUGGCUUUAUUUUUAUUGUGUAAAACUGUUGAACACAUGACUGUGAUGCACAAAUUCUUUACGUGUAAGGAGUCUAUGCAUUUUACAGUAACUUAUUUUAUGAUCGGGUGAUGAGACAGUUAUACUUUCAACUGCCAUUAUUUUUAUUAAGUGCUUUCAUUUUCUUUACAGUUAUUAUAAAAUUGUAUUUAUUUUAUACAGAUGGGUUUUCAUUUUCCUGAUGCUGUAAUGUUUACUUCAGCUUGUUGACCUUUCUUUGUGUUAUCUGCAUGUUGUAACGUGUGAUAAGAAUGAAUGUAAAGGCUGUGGCAACUGUAAUUAAUUUUUGUAAAGGGCUGGUCACACGUGGAUCUGGUUUAUGAAUGCAUUUGGGAUGAUUUUGGUAACCAGAUCACCUUUUCAGAAAUUUAGAUGUGAACACCAAAAGAAGCAUUUUCUCAACAAAAAUUAAUAGCUGGUUCUAUUUUUUUUAAACCUAGAAAAAAUAAAGUUGAUUUUUUUCAAUUAAA